AUGAAACUCCACGUUGAUGUUUGUAUAUUUGAUCUUCCUUUACUCUGCCCAAUCCAGUCAGGUAAGCCAUAUGCUGCCAGGUACAUCGGCUCUAUGGUAGCGGAUGUUCACAGGACUCUGGUCUAUGGCGGAAUCUUUCUUUACCCAGCUACCACCCUCUCACCCAGGGGUAAGGUGAGUUUUUUAGCCUGA
This is a messenger RNA of Protopolystoma xenopodis, 192 nucleotides long. The record is from the annotation of a GenBank genome assembly. NCBI's taxonomy places the organism in Eukaryota, Metazoa, Platyhelminthes, Monogenea, Polystomatidea, Polystomatidae.